Molecule: messenger RNA, 708 nt
Organism: Saccostrea cuccullata (small rock oyster)
Lineage: Eukaryota; Metazoa; Mollusca; Bivalvia; Ostreida; Ostreidae
Product: gigasin-6-like
Exons: 4
Coding region: 1-708 (235 amino acids)
Source: RefSeq, a predicted model, not a curated record
AUGGCUUUGACUGACCACGUGUUGUUGCCUUUUACAAAUGCCGUCCUUGGAAACAAACUUUAUAUGCGAUUGGUGUUUGAAUGUCGAAAUCUAACCCCUGGCUUAACAAUUAGUGUAGUCAAAGAUGGAAAAGUCCUUAUGGCAAAGGGUUAUGGAGUGGCAGACAUCACAACUAAAAGACCAGUGACCAAUCAAACUCUGUUUGAAAUAGCCUCGAUGUCAAAAGCAUUUGGUGCAACACUUCUAAUGAAGCAGAUUGGAAGAAGUGGAAACUUGAGCGCUCAGUCCAAAAUCAAAGAACUUUUAGGUCCAACAUUCACCUUUGCCGACGCUGAGAGGAACAGACUAGCAGACGUCAAUGACAUAUUGUCGCAACAACUUGGAAUCCCUGGUCAUUACCUGAUGAAGCUGGAUCUCAAUCUCACGAGAACUAAUUUACUGACGCGAUUUAAGUACUUGAAUGGGACCAAACCUUUACGACAGGGUUUCCUUUACAGCGGAAUGAAUUAUGCCCUCGCUAUGAUCAUAUCCGAACAUUUGGGCGGGAAGACAUGGGAAGAGUUGAUAAAAAAGGAGAUUUUUGAUCCAUUAGGAAUGUCUUCAUCGACGGUAAUGUCUAUUAUACCAGACUUAAGUAAUGCAGCGAGGGGAUAUGUUUACACGGAAAACUUCACUCUUGUUCCCGUCGAGUUUGCUUUGUCUCGGUAA